Molecule: messenger RNA, 1142 nt
Organism: Poeciliopsis prolifica (blackstripe livebearer)
Lineage: Eukaryota; Metazoa; Chordata; Actinopteri; Cyprinodontiformes; Poeciliidae
Gene: grxcr1a
Product: glutaredoxin and cysteine rich domain containing 1 a
Exons: 4
Coding region: 125-1006 (293 amino acids)
Biological process (GO): sensory perception of sound
Source: RefSeq, a predicted model, not a curated record
UUAAACGUGGUAUUAAUCCAUGGCAAACAAAAUACCGUGUCUGGGCUGAAUGUUUACCUCCGAAUGAGAGGGCAGGAGCUGAACUGCAGUGUGCUGGACCAUGUAACGUGGCAGAGAGCUUGUGAUGGAGGGGACAGUAGUGACAGCAGGACCAGAGAAGCCACAGAGGCGGGUGAGGUUCCGUGUGGCUUCAGGGAACAGUGGCCGGGUCCUGAAGGAGAUGUUCAAGGAUGAGGGGCCCUCAGACUCCCUGGAUUCAGACUGCACCAGCAGCUCAGACGCCGAGCGGGCCAGCACCCCUUCUACAGCUGGAGACGUCCAGGGAAACCUGCACGGAUUCCUAGGCUCGGAGCUGGACGACGGCGAGAGUGAGCCUGAUGAGCUGCUCAUGUACGCCGGGGCCACCAAGGACUGGAUGUUCACCACCAAGAGGGUCAACAUUCUCAGCAAAAACGGGACAGUUCGAGGAGUCAAACACAAAGUCAGCGCAGGUCAGGCGCUCUUUGAGAACCUUCCUGACGGUGUCCAUUUACCACUCGAGUUUGGACGCAUAGUGAUCUACACCACAAGUUUCCGUGUGGUAAGGACCACUUUUGAGCGCUGCGAGCUGGUCAGGAAGAUCUUCCAAAACCACAGGGUGAAGUUUGUGGAGAAGAACAUCGCUCUGGACAGCGAGUACGGGAAGGAGCUGGAGGAGCGGUGCAGACGUGUCGGUGAAGCCCCCUCGCUGCCAGUCGUGUUCAUUGACGGACACUACCUUGGGGGUGCUGAGAAAAUACUUGGCAUGAACGAAUCAGGAGAGCUGCAAGAUCUACUGACAAAAAUUGAGAGGGUUCAGCAUCCCCAGACGUGCCAGACCUGCGGAGGCUUCGCCUUCAUCCCGUGCUCAAUGUGCCAUGGCAGCAAGAUGUCCGUGUUCCGCAACUGCUUUACGGACUCCUUCAAAGCCCUAAAGUGCACUUCCUGCAACGAGAACGGCCUGCAGCCCUGUGCUAGCUGCAGCUAGUGAGGACGGUGUGAUGCCUGGACCAAACAUCCCACUUCAGGACCAAAAACAAGAACCUGAAAUGGACAGCAACACUGCCAGUGAAACACAACCCAGCAGGAUUUUUUUUUCUCCAUGGCCAUUAUUAUUGUGAAAA